This is a messenger RNA of Panicum virgatum (switchgrass), 1486 nucleotides long. Its product is annotated as nuclear ribonuclease Z-like. The coding region runs from base 211 to 1128 and encodes 305 amino acids. The record is from RefSeq and is a predicted model, not a curated record. Lineage: Eukaryota; Viridiplantae; Streptophyta; Magnoliopsida; Poales; Poaceae. The transcript has 6 exons.
UAAAGUCUAGAGCUUCUCCCGGUGGGUGGGCUAGUACUUCUUCAAUUCGGCAGUUUCAAGUCCAGAUUUGCUUGGCUUAGCCUGAAAUAGUGAAAUUGUUGGAGGAUUUUAUAGUUUGCGUUGCGAUUGUGUCGUGCUGUAUCUCGUAUUGGAGUUUUUGUAGAGGCGCAUUCCCUAGGUUCAAAUCCUAGGGCCGCCGCCGCCGGCGUCAUGGCGAAUGGCGGCAAGCCAGCGAUCGCCGCCGACGACGACUCUGGAGCGCCCUCAACCUCCGCCCCCGCGCGGCCGAGGGCGAUGCGGCGACUCGAGAUCGAGGGCUACGCCGUGGAGGGCGUCUCGAUCGCGGGGCACGAGACCUGCGUCACGUUCCCCUCCCUCAACCUCGCCUUCGACAUCGGCCGCUGCCCGCCGCUCGCCGUCUCGCGGGACCUCCUCUUCAUCUCCCACGCCCACACGGACCACAUCGGGGGCCUGCCCCUGUACGUCGCCACGCGGGGCCGCAGGAGGAUGCGCCCGCCCACCGUCUUCGUCCCCGCCUGCCUCGCCGACCUCGUGCGGAGGCUCUUCGAGGUCCACCGCGCCAUGGACCGGUCCGACCUCGACCACGAGCUCGUGCCGCUCGAGGUCGGGGAGGUCUACGAGCUCCGCAAGGACCUCAGGGUCAGAUCGUUCAGGACCUACCACGUCGUGCCAAGCCAGGGGUAUGUGAUGUACAAGCUGAAGCAUAAGCUCAAGGACGAGUAUGCUGGCCUCCAGGGGAAAGAACUCAGCAGUCUCAGAAAGUCAGGAGUUGAGAUCACGAAUACAGUGUCGACACCUGAGAUUGCUUUCACGGGAGAUACAAUGUCGGAUUUCAUCCUUGAUCCUGAUAAUGCAGAUGUUUUGAAGGCGAAAAUUCUUGUGGUUGAGAGUACUUAUAUUGAUGACUCGAAAUCAAUUGAGGAUGCAAGAGAGAAAGGGCACACUCACUUGUCUGAGAUAGCGAGUCUGUCUGACAAGCUUGAAAAGAAAGCUAUUCUACUGAAUCACUUUUCAACCCGUUAUACUGCAGAGGACAUUGAUGCAGCAAUCAACAGAUUGCCACCAUCUCUCCGAAGCAGAGUUCAUGCAUUGAAGGAAGGCUUCUAGAGUUCUUUCCGAAGCAGAGUUCAUGCAUUGAAGGAAGGCAUUUUGGCGAGGAACCAUUUUGCUCUUGUGCUUUCAGAUGUGCCGGCUACAUUGCAGUUUAUAUGAGGCUUUUUUUUUUCUUUUGUCGGUACUUGAGACCAUGAGAUUUGAGACAGUGAAAUGGAAUGACAUGUGAAACAGCCUGAAGUAUCUCCCUUCUAAUUUCCAAACAGCAAGAUACAUGCAUGAAUAAUAUGUUUAUAUUUGAAAAAAAAAAUCACAAACACCAGUGGUUCAUGUUGUACAACCUGUUUACAUAAUCUUUUGAAGAAAAAAAAAAUACAACCUGUAUACAUAGAAGGACCUGGAACAGAAACAA